CUACUCCUGACACAGGGUUUCGAUUCAAGUGAUUUUGGCCUACAGUGUUUUUGUUUUAUUGCACAACAUGUAAUUGUUACAAUUAUUGGAAGUUGCAGUUAGUACAUGAUAUUUAUAAAGUAGGUUAGUCGUUUGUUAAUGUAUCCAUUAUAUUUUUAAAACUAGUCAGGGUUGAUGGUAUCUACAAAAAGCUCCUGUCUCUGGUGGUUGAAAAGUCUCUAUGUAUUUUUUUGUUUGUUUGUUUUAGUGGAAAGUUUUCAUGUUUAAUUUUAAAUCUAGUUAGGCGCGCCGCGGUCUACUAUGUUGACCUGGCUGCGUGCGCCGUCCUCGUUGCCAUGGAAACCACAUUACAAUGCUGUGAAUUGUGAUGCUAAGACUUCGAGCUAACCAACUUUAGCCAUAAAGAGGACAACUAACUUGUUUUGUUAUUAUUUGUCCUUCAUAAAAUCGGGAGAGAUGUCACCACAUAAAGAUGUUAAAUUUCCACCGUUGACACCGUCACAUAAACAAAGACUGACAUAUGACUAUAGUCUACAAAAUGGCACUGUCCAGAUAUUAGAGGGAGGCCAAGAAGGAGAAAGUGGUGUUUUUUCUGUCCAACCUGCAGCAAGAAAGCUGGGCUGGACAGGCAGCAGUUGCAUUUAUGCAGGGCCAGGACGAAAGCCUCAACUCCUGUUGCACCUGGAGAGCUAUGUGAACAGAGAGCUUCAUUUUAUCAGCUCCCAUGAGACAAAAUUUCAGGAACUGAAACUGCAGGUCUACCGUGAUGUCUUUGGCUGUUUCAUCAAAGAGUUCAAAACCUACCAACCUCUUCUAUCUGCCAUCAAAAAGGAAUAUGAAACCACUAUAGCAUAUCAGCAGGAUCAAAUCCGAGAAUUGGAACCACUGCGAUCCCAUCUGAGGCUGGUGACGGAGGAAUGUGACAGGAAGAUUCAAGCCCGCUGGGCGGAGGAGCAGGCUGAGAUUGGAGCCUUGAAAAGGGAGAAGCAGCAACUGCAGAGGGACAUUGAGACCAUGAGGGAGAAAGAAAAGGCCAGGCAGGCAGUGGUGGACCAUCUGCAGUGUGAACUCUCAAACCAGUAUCUGCAGUAUCGGGAGGAGCAUGAUGCCCGCAAACUGCUGAUCUGGCAGCUUAAUGACCUAACAAGAGGCUCUGUGAAGGAGGAGCAUCCUGCAGAUGAAAACACAGAUGCAAAGGACUCUGUGGCGCUGCAGCUCGCUCUGAAGGUGUGUCGGGAGGACCUGACUAAAGCCCAGGAGGACCUCACCAGGAUGAAGGCAGAGUACUGGGAUUUCGUACCAAGACGCAACUGGGACACUCUGGAACAAACACACAAACAGACCCUCCUGCAGUUGAAGACACUGCAGGGUGACUUUGAUCAGUUGAAGAGUGAGUAUGACAUCCUGCUGGAGCUCCACAAAGGAGACAGCAUGCAGAACAACACACAGGAGCCCAUAAAUGUGCAGGUACUUCAUAAUAUCCACAGAAGUAUAUGUUGUAUAUGUUGUGGUCAGCUGAUGGAUGAGAGUGAGUCUAAAGGGCAAGCCCACAUCCAGUCCAACAACCCAAAAGACUUGAUCGACUCUGAUGCCCCUGAGAGCGGCACACUAACUGUCCAGGAGUUUAGGGCGGCCCUGAGGACAGCGUUCCCUCUGAAGUCAGAUCAGGAAAUAAAUGAACUUGUGGACUCAGCUCAAAGCGAAUCAGACAACAGCAAUGACACAAUCUCCUCUCAGAGACUCCACAGCCUGCUGGCAGAAUGCAGCAUCACAGCUUUACCUCCAGCUCUUGAAGAAUCAGAAGAAAAGGCUGCAUCAAAUCCCUUCCCAACCAGCAACUGAGGACACCACGAAUGUGUUCAUCUUGUUCCAAUCUAGAUUUAUAAAUAGGAC
Centropristis striata (black sea bass) is the source of this 1893-nucleotide messenger RNA. RefSeq names its product translin-associated factor X interacting protein 1 (gene tsnaxip1). The record is from RefSeq and is a predicted model, not a curated record. Bases 457 to 1842 code for a protein of 461 amino acids. Lineage: Eukaryota; Metazoa; Chordata; Actinopteri; Perciformes; Serranidae. Gene Ontology annotation, cellular component: cytoplasm. The transcript has 11 exons.